AUGAGUUUUCGAGACCAGAUACCAGAGGUUCUCCAGCCUGCAAAACUGGUGGAGAUGUACGAGGAGUUUGUCACCAAAAAUGCUAGCUCAGUUGGCCAGGUUGAGUCGGCAUUGCGAUCCUUAACAUAUAUCAUACCUGGGCGGUUUAGGGAAGCGGAGCUAGCCUCCGAAUCGAUUCACUCGGGCGUCCAGCUACUCUCACUCUACCAUGAUUCUCUUGUGUCGCGCGUUAUAGCUCGUCUCCCCCUUUCCCAGCCGCGGCCCACACCUUCUCCCCAUACCCGAUAUACCAAAUACUGGACCUUUCAAUCACCUCUAUACCACAAAGUUGCUCUAGCGCUACAGAUGGUCAAAUAUACUGAGCUAUUAUGGGAGAUGGCGGCACGCAGGAAGGGCGAGAAACUUCGAUGGCGUGUCGUUGUUUUUAUAGAAGCAGUGAAGGCUCUCUGCAGGUUAAUAUUAUUGCGGUUAACAAACUCUAGGCCUAUUGUCAGCCCGCCACUCCCAGAACGAGAGGUCGAUCCGAGACAAGUAGAAGAGAAUGAUAGCGGUGACUUUAAUGGCAUGGAAACACCACCAAGUGAACCAUCCGAAGCCAUUGAUUUAAUCUGGACAAUGCCUCGGACAGGAAUGGCGUUGCCAAAUCUGCCCGAUGCAAAUGAUAUCUCGGCGUACCUUACAUCUAAAGUUUUAACUGCGGAUGAUGUUCGAUCUCCUCAAACAUUAUUACACCGGAUCUCUGGGAUAGGGCAGCUGGCAGAGAUCUUAUACAUUCUCCGGCCAUUGAUUUACGUAAUCGCACUCCAGAGAUAUAGAGCCAAAAAGAAGAGCUGGACUCCUUGGCUUAUUGGUUUUGGACUAGAAUUUACUUGCCGUCAGCUUGCCAAAAAAGAGUUCCGUGACAGGGUAGCAGGAGGCCUUCGUGGCUUGUCGAAGCUGGAGAGAGAAGAACUCAGCAAGAGAGGUUGGGGCAUGGGCUGGUGGCUUAUGAGAGGUGCCUUCUACGAAAAUGUUACGAAGUCAUGGAUAAAAUCCAUUACAAACUCCUUACGCGAUAAACCCCUACUUGGUCUUGUUGGAAGUGUUAUUGAAGACUACGAAUACCUUUGGGACAACUACUAUUUCUCCACGGCCACGAUGUAA
Nannizzia gypsea CBS 118893 is the source of this 1143-nucleotide messenger RNA. Its product is annotated as peroxisomal membrane protein PEX16. Gene Ontology annotation, cellular component: peroxisomal membrane. The coding region runs from base 1 to 1143 and encodes 380 amino acids. The transcript is spliced from 4 exons. Gene Ontology annotation, biological process: peroxisome organization. NCBI's taxonomy places the organism in Eukaryota, Fungi, Ascomycota, Eurotiomycetes, Onygenales, Arthrodermataceae. The record is from RefSeq and is a predicted model, not a curated record.